Messenger RNA from Vicia villosa (hairy vetch), 723 nucleotides. RefSeq lists its product as uncharacterized. The record is from RefSeq and is a predicted model, not a curated record. The coding region runs from base 1 to 723 and encodes 240 amino acids. The transcript has 3 exons. NCBI's taxonomy places the organism in Eukaryota, Viridiplantae, Streptophyta, Magnoliopsida, Fabales, Fabaceae.
AUGGUUAAUAAGGCGGUUGAAAAUGGGGAUUUUAUUGGUUGUAAUGUUAAAGGUAAAUGUUUUGUUGAUGUGCUUCAAUUUGCAGAUGACACUUUAUUAGUAGGAGAUGGUAGUUGGAAGCACUUAUGGGUCAUCAAAGAGGUGUUGAGAGGUUUUAAGAUUUUGUCUGGUCUCAGCAUUAAUUACAACAAGAGCAAGCUUAUUGGAAUAAACAUUAAUUCUCGUUUCUUGGAUGUGGUUACUUCCUCUAUCUCUUGUAAAAGGGAGGAAAAGGAGUUUUCUUUUCUUGGUAUCUGUAUUGGUUCUAAUCCUAUAAGGAUAAAGUUUUGGAGCCCUUUGGUGGAAAAUAUUAGGAAGCGUUUCAGAACUUGGAAAGGGAGGUGGCUUAGUUUUGGGGGAAGAAUUACUCUUUUGAAAUCAGUGUUAGGUAGUUUACCUAUAUUCACUCUCUCUUUCUACCUGGCUCCUAAAAAGUGGAAGUGGAGAAUCUUGGAGAACACUAACUCUAUUUGGUAUCGGAUGCUUAAAGCUCGAUAUGGAGAUAUUAAGCUUAGGAUGGUUAUUGAAGGAGGAAGGCUUGAUAAUUAUUGUACGAAAUUGGUUUGGUGGUCGGAUAUUUUGUCUUUGGAGAAAAGAACGUCCGGAGGCUCUUUUGUCAAUAAUGUUUCUUUCCGUAUUGGUGACGGAUGGUGUCGUUGCUUGUAUGGGAGCUUGGAUCAGUGA